Capsella rubella is the source of this 2136-nucleotide messenger RNA. Its product is annotated as putative clathrin assembly protein At4g02650. The record is from RefSeq and is a predicted model, not a curated record. The transcript is spliced from 3 exons. Gene Ontology annotation, biological process: vesicle budding from membrane; clathrin-dependent endocytosis; clathrin coat assembly. Gene Ontology annotation, cellular component: clathrin-coated vesicle; clathrin-coated pit. Gene Ontology annotation, molecular function: phosphatidylinositol-4,5-bisphosphate binding; 1-phosphatidylinositol binding; clathrin heavy chain binding. Lineage: Eukaryota; Viridiplantae; Streptophyta; Magnoliopsida; Brassicales; Brassicaceae. Bases 140 to 1966 code for a protein of 608 amino acids.
CAAAAAGAAACAGAGGAGAAAACGAGACGACGACGACGACGACAAACUAGUAAAAGAAAUUAAAAAAAGGCGUCGUUCUUCCCUUAUUUUCUCCUCCGUAUCUCUCUUCCUCUGUAUUUACGGUGUACGUUUGGUCGAAAUGGGUUCCAGUAAACUGAAACGCGCCAUUGGAGCCGUGAAAGAUCAAACAAGCGUAGGAUUAGCCAAAGUCGGAGGUCGAAGCAGCUCUUUAACGGAACUCGAAGUAGCCGUCGUGAAAGCUACGCGGCACGACGAACAUCCAGCGGAGGAGAAAUACAUCAGAGAGAUCUUAAGCCUAAUGUCUUACUCACGUAAUUAUGUAAGCGCUUGUGUGGUAACUCUCGCGAGACGACUCAACAAGACCAAGAACUGGUCGGUUGCUCUCAAAACCUUGAUUUUGAUCCAAAGGCUGUUAACAGACGGCGAUCGAGCCUACGAGCAAGAGAUCUUCUUCGCAACAAGAAGAGGAACGAGAUUGCUUAACAUGUCUGAUUUCAGAGACGCGAGUCUGUCUCAUUCGUGGGAUUACUCUGCUUUUGUUCGGACUUAUGCUUUGUAUUUGGACGAGCGGCUUGAUUUCCGGAUGCAAGGAAAGAAAGGGAAACACGGCGGUGAUGGUGAUUCCGGUGACGAAGAUGAUCGUCGAGAAACCUGUACCGAUCUUCGGUCAAGAGCUAUUGUUGUUAAGUCUAAACCCGUCACAGAGAUGAAAACAGAGAAAAUCUUCAUUAGAGUACAACACUUACAACAGCUUCUUGAUCGGUUCUUAGCUUGUCGUCCCACAGGUACUGCGAAGAACAACAGAGUGGUGAUUGUGGCUUUGUAUCCAAUAGUAAAAGAGAGUUUUCAGAUAUACUAUAACAUCACUGAGAUAAUGGGAGUAUUAAUAGAUCGAUUCAUGGAACUAGACAUUCAUGAUUCGAUCAAAGUCUAUGAUAUCUUCUGUCGAGUUUCUAAACAAUUCGACGAGUUAGAUCCCUUUUACGGAUGGUGUAAGAACAUGGGAGUUGCAAGAUCUUCAGAGUAUCCAGAAUUGGAAAAGAUCACACAGAAGAAACUUGAUCUCAUGGACGAGUUUAUAAAAGAUAAAUCAGCUUUAGCUGCACAAACAAUAAAAUCAUCAUCAAAAAAGUCUAACAAAUCGGAGAAAAAAACAGAGGAAACAACCGAAACUCAUGAAGAUUUAAACUCCAUUAAAGCUUUACCAGCACCGAAACACGAAGAAGAAGAGGAAGAAAACGAAGAAGAAAAAAUGGAAACAAAGAGAGAUUUUGAGGAAGUGGCUUCAAGACAAGACCAAGAGGGUAAUUUGCUGGAUUUAACGGAUGAAGCAGGUGAAAUGGCAGGUUCGAUUGGUGAUAGUUUGGCUUUAGCGUUGUUCGAUGGAGCGGUUGCGACUGAAAGCGUGUCUGGACCAGGGUGGGAAGCGUUUAACGAUGAUUCGACAGAUUGGGAGACUGCACUGGUGAAAUCGGCAACAAGAUUGUCAGGUCAAAAGAGUGAGCUUGGAGGAGGAUUUGAUAGUUUGUUGCUUGAUGGAAUGUAUCAGUAUGGCACGGUUAAUGCUGCGGUUAAAGCAUCUACAGCUUACGGAAGUAGUGGAAGUGCAAGUAGUGUGGCUUUUGGUUCUGCAGGAAGACCAGCAGCCUCAAUGUUAGCAUUGCCAGCACCGCCACCAACAACCAACGGUAACAGAAUCGGAAGUAAAAGUCCGGUAAUGAUGGACCCAUUCGCGGCGUCGCUAGAGGUGGCUCCACCACCGUACGUGCAAAUGAAUGAUAUGGAGAAAAAACAAAGAUUGUUAAUGGAAGAACAAAUAAUGUGGGAUCAAUAUAACAGAAAUGGAAGACAAGGUCACAUGAAUUUUGGACAAAACCAACAACAACAACAACAUUAUCAACAUCCAUACUCCAUGGGACCUUAUUCUUACACACCUCGAUAUUGAAAUUCUAUAAACAAACAAAACAACAACAAUUCACCAUUGAAGAGCUUGAAGGAAAGGUAUAUAUUUUUUUGGUUGUUCCUCUUAACAUUGUAAACUCUCUUCUGAUCCAUUUUACUUUGUAAACUUGUAAGAGUUGAAGAAAGAAAAGAAACAUAAAUAUGAUGUGCCUU